AAUUUGCCCUAAAGUUUUAUUAAUAAGUUGGCGGCACUCUACUUGUUUGAUUUCUCGAUACAGAUUCACAAUUUUGUGGUAGCAUUAGGUUUUUGGAAGAAAGUACAGCGAUGAGUCGGAGCUUAGGCAUACCGGUGAAACUUCUACACGAGGCAACAGGGCAUAUAGUGACUGUAGAGAUGAAAAGCGGCGAGCUUUAUAGAGGAAGUAUGGUCGAGUGCGAGGACAACUGGAAUUGCCAGCUCGAAACCAUCACUUACACUGCUAAAGAUGGGAGGGUGUCACAACUGGAACAUGUUUUUAUCAGAGGCAGUAAAGUCAGGUUCAUGAUAAUUCCAGAUAUGCUUAAGAAUGCUCCCAUGUUCAAGCGUCUAGAAGCUAGAAUUAAGGGCAAAGGUUCAUCACUUGGUGUUGGACGGGGACGUGCUAUGGCAAUGCGAGCUAAAGCUCAGGCAACAGGUCGUGGAGCAGCACCUGGUCGGGGUGUUGUACCCCCUGUAAGAAGGUGAUUGACCCAUGCAGGAUUUCAUAUGAUCUGGUUUUGAGAUAUCUUAUGUUUAUUGUAUUGGCAUACACUUCUGUUCCCUUGUAAUCUAAGAAGUAAGGAACACUUGGUUUAGAAUUUCAACUUCCUGGUCUAAGAUACGACUUGAGAGAAGCUGAUAAAUUGAGUGACUUUCGGAUGGUUGGUCUAGUUGCUCUUAAAACAUUUAUUGAGUCAUGAGUAUUUUGAUGUGUCUCAGUUUAGUGAAUGUCCACAAGUCUCUAUGAA
Solanum tuberosum (potato) is the source of this 772-nucleotide messenger RNA. RefSeq names its product small nuclear ribonucleoprotein SmD3b-like. Gene Ontology annotation, molecular function: RNA binding. The transcript has 5 exons. Gene Ontology annotation, biological process: spliceosomal snRNP assembly; RNA processing. Bases 111 to 509 code for a protein of 132 amino acids. NCBI's taxonomy places the organism in Eukaryota, Viridiplantae, Streptophyta, Magnoliopsida, Solanales, Solanaceae. The record is from RefSeq and is a predicted model, not a curated record. Gene Ontology annotation, cellular component: spliceosomal complex.